CCUCCAUAUUCAUCGCAACAUCAGUGCUUCGACCCCGCCUGCAAUUUGUCCAUGGGCGCCGGGCGGAUCUUGGUAUAUUGACUUGGCUGCUGUGCUGACGUCUCCCUUGGCAGGACUCGUAACAAAGAAAGGCUCUCGGGAUCCUUCGGGAGACCGCCCCAUAAGAACUUCAACAGAGCAAGCCCCGCCAAACUCGGAUGAGUGGCAUCAACGAACAAUGUAAUGUUCCCGCGUGGCAAACUGGUGGCAUUUCGAACUCCGCUACACUUGUUCUCAUUAAUAGCUGUUUUCGUGAGACUCUCGUUCCACCUUGCGCUACCUCUCUCUUCCUCUCUUCUGGGGUACCUCAUCCUAGUUGUGAAAAUUAUCAACGCUGGACACUCCGCUCGUUUAUUUACUUGCUGGCAGCUAGUGCUGGCUUGAUGGACUACUGAACGUUCUCUAAUUUCUACGAAACACGUUCAACCCCUCCUUACAGGACGCGCCAUGAAUUACUCAUAUCCCGGACCUCGUCACCCAUGGACUGAUCCUGUAGGGCGCCUCGAAGCCUUAUGUAUCCUUGAGAUUCAGCAACAGAUCGCUGGCCACUACAUGGAAGCUAGAGAAUACUGGAAUGAGAAUAGGAAGAAGUGUGGAGACGUUGCAGAAUUUCCUGAAGGCCCUGCCUAUGGUCCAAAUGAAGCGCAACGAAUCGUAGAAUCGUUCUACGUCGAUAUAGGUCUCCUUCCCCGUCAGCGAUUACGACGUCCACCUUUGGCCAAAGUUGUUGAAGAUCCUGUCAACGAGGGUCUCAUUGUAUCAAUAUCUACGCUCUCUUCUUCCUCCUCGCGCUCCUCAGCUUGGCGUAGAUAUUUCCCCAAAACCAAGUUGCCGAAAAAAAUAUGGUCACAGGUCUGUCGCCGGUCAGUAUCGAUGUCAAUGAUCAGGAAAUUGUCCAGUUCUUCACUGGUGUCAUUUUUCAUUGACAUCAGUCGAAAAUCCAGAGUGGAUCCUGAUACGGCCGCGACUUCUUCCGAGUCCCCCAACAGUUCCGACCAAAAUGUUCCCGAGAGGCCCAGACGUGGUCGCACUCUGAGUGCCCCUGACAGGAUGGUCACGAUAUUCCAGCCGUCCUCUGAACCUCUUCGUAGCAUCGACUCUGUGCUCGUAUCGCCUGCGUUUGUCUCCUCUGCUUCUUCCUCGAUAUCUCCCACCAAUGGAGCUCCACCAUCGCGACCCCGUCGGCGCAAUACCGUAAACGACGCAGAUACAGUUGUCGCUCGCGCUCGUCUCGCAGAAUACAAACCGACUCCGGCACGUCGGCGGGAGCUCAUGCCACCGACGACCAUCGAAGAAGUUCCUUUUCUCACGGAGGAACAAGAGGCUGCUCUGCGAGAUUGGAAAGAAACCAUUGCUCUGUGGGAUCGUCGUCGUCAGGCCAUCGCGAAGGCGGACGCAGAGCUGUAUUGGUACCACUUUCUUUGGCUGAUCGUCGUGUUAAACUGGUCGAUUGUAUCAUUCUCCGUUAUAUUUCUCUUCCAGCUCAUUUUCAGGCUUGGACGUCUUGCAUUCAGACUGUGACUGUCCUUGCUCCUCCACUAUUUCUCGUUGUCUUAUCCAAUUUAUUAUCAGAGCAUCUAUUUAGAUAUCAACAGGAUUACCUCGAACACAUCCAAGGUUUUCACCACUUCCCGCAAUAUUAACUCCUCGAUAGACUACUUGCUAUUCUCUCCUUUCAUUACAUUAUCCAACCAUACACAACACACAGUCUCUCGGUAUUGUAUCAGUAGCACUUUCUGUAUCCAAAUCCUCCGCAGGUAUCGUAGACACCAUAGAUUUUACCGACGAAAAUGAAAAUCAAAGUUGGCUACAGACC
Desarmillaria tabescens is the source of this 1855-nucleotide messenger RNA. RefSeq lists its product as uncharacterized. Bases 487 to 1560 code for a protein of 357 amino acids. Lineage: Eukaryota; Fungi; Basidiomycota; Agaricomycetes; Agaricales; Physalacriaceae. The transcript has 5 exons. The record is from RefSeq and is a predicted model, not a curated record.